GUUCUGGCCCCGCGUGUGUAGGAGCCUGCGUGUGUCCAGGACCCCGCAGCAGCAUGGGCGGCGCGCGGGCUGCGGGUUGGGUGGCGGCGGGCCUGGUCCUCGGCGCCGGCGCCUGCUACUGCAUUUACAGGCUGACGCGGGGCCAGCGGCGGGGUGGCCACGGACGCCGGCUGCGCCCAUCGCGGUCUGCAGAAGACUUAACCAAUGCUUCCUAUGAUGAUGUCCUAAAUGCUGAGCAACUUCAGAAACUCCUUUACCUGCUUGAGUCAACUGAGGAUCCUGUAAUCAUUGAAAGAGCCUUGGUCACUGUGGGUAACAAUGCAGCCUUUUCAGCUAAUCAAGCUAUUAUUCGUGAAUUGGGUGGUAUUCCAAUUGUUGGAAACAAAAUCAACAAUCCAGACCACAGUAUUAAAGAGAAAGCUUUAAAUGCACUAAAUAACCUGAGUGUAAAUGUUGAAAAUCAAAUCAAGAUAAAGAUAUAUAUCAACCAAGUCUGUGAGGAUGUCUUCUCUGGUCCCCUGAACUCUGCUGUGCAGCUGGCUGGACUGAGAUUGUUAACAAACAUGACUGUUACCAAUGACCACCAGCACAUGCUGGACAGCUACAUUACCAACCUGUUCCAUGUGUUACUGAUUGGAAAUGGAAACACCAAGGUUCAAGUUUUGAAGCUACUUGUGAAUUUGUCUGAAAAUCCAGCCAUGACAGAAGGACUACUCAGUGCCCAGGUAGAUUCAUCGUUCCUUUCACUUUUUGACAACCAUGUAGCAAAAGAAAUUCUUCUUCGAGUACUUACACUAUUUCAGAAUAUAAAUAACUGCCUCAAAAUGGAUGGCCGUUUAGCUGUUCAGCCUCCUUUUGCUAAAGGUUCAUUGUUCUUCCUGCUAUAUGGAGAAGAAUGUGCCCAGAAAAUGAGAGCUUUAGUUUACCAUCCUGAUGUGGAUGUGAAAGAGAAGGUUGUAACAAUAAUACCGAAAUUCUGAUUGGUCAUAUUUUUCAAAACAGUAAUGCAGUCUGGAAGUUAACACACAGAACUUACUUUGUCUUCCUUAGAAAAGGAUUCUUUCAGCUGCUGAAUUUGAACAGUAAAUAUCACCUUUCAUCAUUAACACAGUACAGGUUGAACAUUCCCUGAUCUGACACAAUGCUCAAAGUUUUGGGUUUUACAACAUUUUAGGGUUUUUGGAUUAGGAAUGUUUAGCUGGUAAAGUCUGUGCAAGUAGUCCAGUCUGAAAAACUCCAAAAUAUGAAACACUUCUGGUCCUAAACAUUGCAGUUAAGACACUCAAUCCCUCAAACUUACCAUAGUCUUCAGGUUUAUUUUGGACUGAUGUCAGGUUAGUAUCAGCUAUUUGCUGAUACUUUAGUGAUUUCCUGUACAUGAAAUGGCAGUGGCGUUUUUAUAUAUGAUGUACUUCUCUACUCCUUGAAUGGUUUGCACUUAUUCAUCUGCGACAGCGUAUGUGAUUUACUCUGGCCUUGUUCUCAGUAGCAAUGAGAUCUUGAGCUCUCAAAUAAACCUGCCAGCUCAGCCACACUGCUAAAGUAUAUUUUCAUCACCACAAUCUAUUCUCAUUCCUAAUCAAUGAAAAAUGUAUACUUUUCAGGGAAAAUAUUUCUUUAGUACUCAUUCACUCCCACUCAGUGUGCCAAUAUAUAUUAUAUUUAAAAUUCUGGACUCAAUCAAAAUGUCCAGCCCUAGUUCAACUGGUUAAAUCGAUGAGCCAAUCUUAAGAGUGAAGUGAGUCUAAUUGUAUGUCAAAGAUAUCCAUGGAGUACGGUUGUUUUUGAAAGCACAUGUUGUAAAAGAGUAAGUAUAGUAUGAUCCUAUGUGUGGUUUUUAAAAUGAGAAAUGUUUAUGCUUACAUAUGGACAGAACAUUUCUAGAAUGGUACUUAAACUCCUGGGAGUGAGACUGAGAAUUAGGAACAAAACUUUUCUAUGUAUACCCAUUUUUACUGUUUGAAUUCUUUACU
Molecule: messenger RNA, 1973 nt
Organism: Castor canadensis (American beaver)
Lineage: Eukaryota; Metazoa; Chordata; Mammalia; Rodentia; Castoridae
Gene: Armc10
Product: armadillo repeat containing 10
Biological process (GO): negative regulation of intrinsic apoptotic signaling pathway by p53 class mediator
Cellular component (GO): mitochondrion
Source: RefSeq, a predicted model, not a curated record